AAAAGGGUGUACGCGCGAGCCGCGCGCGCGGCGUGGCUCCGAUCUCACCGUGCGGACGAAGUCCGCCGCCGCCGCCGCCGGACCAAGCCCAUUACUCUCUAUCGGGGGGAAACGGAUUUUAUUAAUAGAAAGAUCGACGCCCGCACGUGGUGGCGGAUCUCCCCGCGCGUACGGAAUCGCGCGCGACCGCGCCGCGCGACGACGUGUGCCGCGCGAGAUCGCGCGGCCCCGAGGUUUUGGUACGACGUCGUCAUCGUACGUACCGGCUCGCCCUUCCCGCGGGAAGGUUAUAUCGCCUUUCCUGUCCCUCGCGGUCCUUCCGAGAUUCCUCGUCUACGGGGAAAAAGCGAACGAAGGGGAGAGGGGGAACACGCGCCUUGCUCCGAAAUCACAUUUCCAAGUGAAUUUUGGAGCGCAGGUCGGUUUUUUUUUCUUCGGAGUAAAACUCAGAGGAGCUCUCGGAGUUGCGUCCUCCUGUUGUUGAUUGGCGCGUAUCGCCCGCCCGAUUUUGAUGUGAUUACGAAAUUUGUUUGCGUUCACUCCCCAUCGUGUAGCAAAAUCGGCAGAAGAAUAGAAUUUGUAGCCUGUCGAUUGCUACGCAAAUGGUGGCAGAUGUAUAUUUACGUAUUCACGUACACACGAGGAAAAGUUUUUGAUUGCCUUCCGACUGGUUGCGUGUAUACCACCCGGGUAUAAAGAUCUGUUUUAUAUGUGUGUCACGCGAACUCUGUCAUCCAAAACGUUAUUAGGCCUCUGUUCGUGUUGCUUGUAUUUUUGCGCUUAGAAUCUUCGCUCUCCUUCUCCCGAGCGUUCGAACGUAUGUUUAUCUUGUUUUAAGUGCAAAAAUAUUUGGAAUUUUGAAGCAACGCAGUUAGAGAAAUACAUGGUAUAAAAUUCAAAGGUUUGUCUGUGUAGAUUCUUGUAAGAUGUUACGCCACCAACAUCACGCGAUGCAAAAUCAGCUUCGAGAUCAUAAUAGAAUGGCAGGACCAAUGCGGCCUAUGCAGCAGGCUAACAUGCCUCAGCUACAUCAGCCGCAGCAUUUGCUACCGCAUCGGAAUCCGCAUCAACAAAUACUGUCCAUGCCCCCCCAUCAACAGCAUAUGCAUCACAUGCAGCAUCCUGGCCCGCCGCAUGGAAAUCCAAGACAGCCAAUGUUGAUGGGCAUGAAUGCGCACAAUACAAACAAUACCAUGGUUAGCGUUAGCAUGAAGGAUCAAGCAAAUACAGUUUCUGUGACUCUUCAAAACGUACAACAGCCUCCCCAGUAUCCACAUCAGCAGCAGCAGCAGCAACAACCGAAUAAUCAGCAAAAUCAACCUGCUCAACAACAGCCGCCACAGCAGCAGCAAAUGCAGCAGUCUCAAUCGCAGCAACAACAGCCGCAACAUGUACCGCAGCAACCAAAUGUGGAGCAAUCGAAGGCGGCAACGAAUGAUUCCAAUGGAGAGUCCAGAGACGACAAUGCUUCCGAUCAGAAUCAUGCCAACGCAACUAAUAAUCCAGCUUUGGCAAACAUGAAAGAAAAAACACCCAUGUGCUUGUUAAAUGAGUUGGCGAGAUUUAAUAGGAUUCAACAUCAAUACAGACUGACCAACGAACAAGGACCGGCGCACAAAAAGAGAUUCACGGUGACACUAAAACUGGGCGAGGAAGAAUACGUUGCUGAAGGUCCUAGUAUAAAGAAGGCUCAACAUAGCGCGGCGACCGAAGCGCUGAUGAAGACUUGGUACCGUCAACCUCCACCUAAACCAACCAAGGCUAUGAGAAUCGGCCAUCUAGGCAAAUGUCCGACAGGUUCUGGACACUUGCCACCCACUGUCGAAUUAAACGCGUUAGCGAUGAAACGGGGCGAGCCAACUGUUUAUACGUUCCGACAAGCACCUCCAGCUGCGCUACAACAUCAGUUUAUGCCACACGGAUUCGGCAAUUUUCCACGAAUGUACAAUCCGCGGCUCCCGUACAAUCGUGGUGUUCAUACAGACCUUCAGGGAUUGUAUCUUGUCACUUUAAAAGUUGGCGAACGCGAAUUCACGGGUAGAGGCUUAACAGGUCAAGCGGCACGUCACGAUGCCGCCAGCAGAGCCUUAGAACAGCUACGCCAGUUGCCAUUACCGGAAGAGAUUGCAAAUACCAGUAACACCAAUGAGAAUGGCACGCUAGGUGGCAUUGACGAUCCGAAUGCUGAAUUGAAAAGUCCCGUAUCUCUUGUUCACGAGACUGCUCUGAAACGUGGACUGCCAGUCAGUUUUGAAGUCGUAUCUGAAAGUGGUAAACCUCACAUAAGAACUUUCAUGACAAAAUGCACCGUUGGCGAAAAGAUUACUGUGGGAGAAGGAUCCUCAAAAAAAGUAUCAAAGAAACGCGCCGCCGAGUUGAUGUUGGACGAACUGAAACGUCUUCCUCCGUUACCGGCUACAAUACAAAAUCGAGCAAUGCGAGUAAAACGUAAACCGCCAGCGACAAAGAAAAAAUCUCGUAACUUGAUUAAGGUCUAUCAAGAGCCUCGCGCGGAGAAUGAAGCCGCAGAAGAGGUCAAUCCAGUCUCCCGAUUAGUUCAAAUUCAACAGGCAAAGCGAGAAAGGGAACCAGUUUACAAUCUAAUUGAUGAAAAAGGCGCGCCGAGACGCCGAGAGUUUGUCAUGGAAGUAAUAAUGGGUCAGCACUCCGCUCAGGGAAUCGGACCUAACAAGAAAUUGGCUAAGAGAGCCGCGGCUGAGGCUCUCUUGACGCAAUUGGGAUACAGUAAGCCGUCGCCGCAACCCGCAAAACCGUCCAUAAAGACGGGAGAAAGCGAAAACACAGAAUCGAAACCUAGAAAAGUUACAUUUCUCGAAGAUGAACAAAUAAACGACCCUCAACCUCAUUCGGUAGGAGGUUCCGUAGGCCGCCAAUUAGUACCUGGUCUUUUAUUGGUGGAUGGAGGUCAAGAAUCUAAACUGGGGAAUGGACCUAGCGUACAAAUAGUCGCUGAAGAAUUGCGCGAACAGCAACAGCAAAAUACGGCUGGUGUUUCACCGAAGGAUCAAUUGCAUUAUUUAUCUCAGUUAUUUAAUUUUACUGUAGAGUUUAGCGAUUUUCCCAAGGGAGUGUCUAUAAACAAGGAAUAUUUGUCACUUGUGUCACUAAGCACUGAUCCACCGCAAGUUUGUCACGGUAAUGGAGCGACAAUAACUGCGAGUCGCAAUCAAGCAGCUCUAAGGGCGCUUCGUACUCUUAGUAAAUUGGGACUUGAUAAUGCCUCGAACGCAGCACAAGUGAAGAAGGACAAAGGUGCGUCUGGUGAUGGAAUACACAUUAGCAUUCAAGUUAAAAAUAACAUAAUGGAUGGAGCUAUCGAUAAGUAAUUGAAUAGCGCUUAAGACGUAUAUAAUGUUGAGUUAUAUUUAUGCUUCUUUAGGAUACUGCGAAAGAAUUCCAUUGUUAUAAAAUUUGUUCUUUAUACAAUAUGGGGCUAUUAUUAACAUUGUUUAUUCAUUGCCUGUUUCACAUUGCAAAUGUGCUAUAUCUUCGACAGAAUCUUUUUUCAUCAAUUGCAUUAAAAAGAAGGUCUCAGUCGCGAUUCUGUUAGUCAAAUUUUUAUUAAAUCCAAUUCCUCUAUUCAAGGAAUCUGAUCUAUUAAAAUAUCUAUUAAAAUAUCUCUUUCACAGAAUGUUUCUAUAUAGUAAUCUAUCUAGAAAAAAAACUGUUAUACGAUAAUCUGGCUGUAUUUGUAAUUGUAUAUUUAUAUCUAUCUCAAAAAUAUUUGUCAAUGAUUUAAACAAAGCGUUGUGUGUGCAUGAUCUAGAUAUUUUUAUUUUACGCAUUUAUAAUUUGUAAAUUGUUGGAUUGCUUAUUAUUUGCCGAAAUAUGAUAAAAAUCGAAUGGUUAUAAAUUCGGAUCAAUUUAUAUAAAAUUAUUUAAAUUAAUUAUUAGUAUAUGUUAUAUAAAAAUCUUCCUGAUCUUUUGCAGUGUCCUAAUUACAAUUAAAAUGCUGUUCAAGCACCAAUAAGCGAUAUGUAUUUACUAAUUGUGUAAGAAUUCAGAAUUUUCGUUUAAUGACUAGGAAUGUCCGAUCAAUCACAAUAGACAGUAAUAAAUUUCUGUGAUUAUCGGAAAUCUGUUAUUAUGAAUUACAAUAGUAUCAUUGAACGAUUCGUAUAUUACAGCUCUUACAAAAUUAAUAAUGCUAUGAAAUAUCGCGAUAAACAUUAUUGGUGCUUGAUCGUAAUUGCGAUCCUAGCAGUGAUCUGAUAUAACUGCUAUAUUUAUUGUAACAUUUUCAUUGAGAGGAUCACAAUAUACUUAUCUACAAUGAUUCAAAAUGGUCAUUCUCCAGUUAGGAUCAGUCUAUAAUAUAUAAUGAACACUAUAGGCGAACAUUAAGUGAAAUCACAAUCUGGAGAUGAAAUGCGACCAUCUCUUAAUUUCUCAAUUGAAUCCUUAGCUUUCGCAUUAUCAAUAUAAAAAUUUUUUGUUAUCUAAUUAAUAAUAAUUAUAAUGUUCCUCUUUUUUUCUUUUUUUAAUCUUCAGCUGUUCGAAAAUGAUCAAUUUAUAUUUUAUGUGUGUAUUAUAUUACUGUUUUCGUCGAUUUAUUAUGAAGAGAAAACAUAUUAAAACUUAUCAUUUUCCAUUGAGUCGCAUAUAAAAAUUAUAAAACCACGUAUUUUUCCAGAAUAAACUCUGGGAGGCUACGUGCGCUUAGAGGUACGUGUUGAUUAAACGAUUGUGUGAAAGAUUAUUAAGUAGCUAACAUUUAAAUUGAUAAAACAUAGGUAAUGCGAUAUAUACUGUCCCUAUGCCCCAAUUUGCUUUUCUACAGGGGCCAGAAGCAAUCUGGGGCUACAUAUUCACAUAUAUCGUAAAAUAUUGAAAAGUGAAGGGAAAUAGAAAUUUCCAUACAUCUGUCAUUCGGAUAAAAAGUAAUGAUAUGUUGCAUGGGAAAUUUCAGUGAAUAUAAAACGAAAAGAAAAAAGAUAGUAAUUAAAAUUUUGCAUCCCGUUGCGUCAAGACCAUUGUAAAAUUGUUUUAAAUCUCGAUAAGAAAAAGAACAGCGUGAAUUUUGUCUGGUUAAGAGGCGAGGGGAACAGAAAUUUCCAUACACCUAUCGUUCGCAAGUAGACAGUAAUGAUACGUUGCAUCGGAAAUUUCCGGCAAAUCUUAAAAAGAGAAAAAAGAAGAGAAGGCAAUAAUUCAAAAUUUGUCCCGUUGCGUCAAGACUAUUACGAAAUUGUUCUAAUUUUGCUGAAGAUAUAAUCCUGAAACAACGGUGAAUUUUGUGUUACUGUCAGGAAAUAUUAAGGAGUAAGAAUACUAGAGUGGAAGAGACUUAAUAAUGAAUGAAGACAAACAUUGAGAAAUGGUACAAACUUUGAGCAUUCGCGUACUUUUACUUUCUGAACUUGAGUUCUAUGCGCGUUCCGCGCAAAAUUGUACGAACGUUGCCUUUUAAUUGAUACGGUGUAAUGACAUAGAACUUUGUACCGGUGUUCUCAGCCAAGCUACUUGUUGUCUUCUAUUCAUUACUCUGUCGUGUUAUAUGCGAUUUACUGAACAACAAAUACAAAGCAACUUACUAUAAACUUUAACUGUAUAAACAGUUGAUAAGCUGUAUUAUUGUUCACUAAAAUCGUGUGCAUUUUAAUGCCCGAUACUCGGUACAUUGAAAAUUUGUAACAAAUGUUCGCGAUAUAAUUGGAUUUGUCGAUUGAAUUGAUGUUUCUUUGCGAUGCAUUCGCUGAAAGAAAAAUUAUUUAUUGACUCUUCGAGACUCUAGUUGGGUUUUGUUUUGCCUGAUACCGAUUGCUUUCAUAAGUGAGCCUUUCUUGUUCAUGUGGCAUUCAGUAUUAUGAGACACGGUGGUAGAUUCCAUUAUAUACAUAUAUAGUUUUUCAAAGCCGAAUAGAACAGAAAUGCGAAUUGAACGAUUUAACAUCGCAUACAUUGCAAGAGGAAAAGAAAAAAAAGAUAAAGGACGCCAUUUUAUGCUAAGAACUGUAAUACCGUAUAGUUAAUAUUAUCAAAUAGAUAAACGAAUAUAAUGUAUCAAUUUACCGAGAUACCGGAAACUAAAUCUUUCGACACUUUGAACAGAAAAAGAGAACUCACUCGUUCACGUUGAUGCAUUGUCGAUUCUGAUCUGCAAAGUGUCGAAAAAACGCAGGCCGAUGUGCCGACAUUGUCAGGAAGGAGAAGAGUUUGCGAAAUACCAGUUUCAUAAUGUAUUUUGUUCCGUUAUAUUUCGUUUUAAUGUCGUCGCACAUAUACGAGCGCUCUACGAAACGUUUACUUACUUUCGGUUAGUAUUAAAAGGAAAUCAAGCAACCGUUGCCGUUUCACCAUGUUAUAAUAUUUGCUACGUAAAGCUGUAAAAUAUAUUCUCGCCAUUUUUCAGUUAGUUGGCGACCGCUUAUACCGAGCGCGCGAAAGAAAAUACCAUAUACCGUAAUGUAGUCCGAUUAUGUUAGAUUUGCAUUUUAAGUAAUUUGUUCGUAUGCUGUAACGUACUGUAUAAAACAGUUACGUACUGCGAGUCCUCGGCAGCCUUCAUCGAAAGAAUGAUCGCCUCUUGAGUAAAUGAGUCCUAAAAGAGAUUAAAGAGGUCAUUCGUAUCGACGAAGCUUGGCAUUUUUGAAAGUGAACGAAUUGUACGACAUAUAGGAAUCUACUGCUUUCCUCUAUCCGCAACAGUUUGUAUUUGACGUUGAUGAUGAACGAUCGUAGAAAGGUUUCACGUACAUGUAUAUGGCCUUUUUACUGUGCGUUUCAAAUAUACGCAUGACAAGGUGGCACACGAA
This is a messenger RNA of Monomorium pharaonis (pharaoh ant), 6776 nucleotides long. RefSeq names its product double-stranded RNA-binding protein Staufen homolog 2 (gene stau). NCBI's taxonomy places the organism in Eukaryota, Metazoa, Arthropoda, Insecta, Hymenoptera, Formicidae. The transcript has 8 exons. The record is from RefSeq and is a predicted model, not a curated record. The coding region runs from base 927 to 3347 and encodes 806 amino acids.